AUGGAUGCCGAUGUCGAUGCGAUCGAUAUUGACGAUGAUAAUGACGACGAUGCUGGUAUGUUUGGCAUCGCUAAAGUGAGGACGAUGACGUCCUCACUGGUGAAGACAACGUUCUUUAGCAGUGCACACGCAGCGCACUGCUGUUGA
Peronospora matthiolae is the source of this 147-nucleotide messenger RNA. The record is from the annotation of a GenBank genome assembly. Lineage: Eukaryota; Oomycota; Peronosporomycetes; Peronosporales; Peronosporaceae.